This is a messenger RNA of Triticum urartu, 4654 nucleotides long. The record is from RefSeq and is a predicted model, not a curated record. Lineage: Eukaryota; Viridiplantae; Streptophyta; Magnoliopsida; Poales; Poaceae.
CCAUAGCCCUGUGCCGCGGCCACAACCGGCUCCUGAGCUACCUCAUUCGCGUGCGCCGUCCAGGGCUGCCACAGCACGAUAUCCGUAGUCAUGCGCGUGGCUGAGUGAGGAGGCGAGCCCACCGCUGCCGUCCACCGGUGGGGAGAGAGGAGAGGGGCGCAACAACAGCUAGGGUUUUGCUCAAGCCGCCCCCUGAAAGUGACAUGGGCGGCCACCCUAAACAGGUCUCCAUGGUCUACUUUGAAGACCAUGGCCAAGAGUAAUAUUUCUAUAAUUCUGAAAAAAAGUGAGUGCAUGGAACAUUAACUUUUUUAGUAAACCAAUAACUGACAUGGAAAAGAACUACCAUGGGAUUGCAAAGAGUAUUAUGUCGCUGCACUAGUCUGGUUCCUUUUGGCAAAAGUUCACUUAUGUCAGAUAUCUCGAUCAAAGUACGGAGGUCAGAAUAAACAGAGUAAUGAAUGGGAAAAGGAGAAAGAUCUUAGCUGGAUAAGGGGCAGAUGUAGCCAAGUGGAUCAAGGCAGUGGUUAGAGAAAUAGUUUGGACUUGGCAAGCAAGAGUCAUGUCUGGAGACAAGUUAGGGGUUAUUUGAAAGUAUUUCAGAAACCGGGUUUGUCAAAGAUUCACCAGUCAGACACAAUCAACUCCUUGAUCAACUUCGACAAUCGACAUCAUCCGGGAUGGUGUCCUAGCCGUGGUUCUAACCCCUUUUUCAAAACGAAAAGAAAAUCCAUCACGGUGUCUGUAAUCCCCCCCUUGCUGCGUUUCUCAACCUAAGUCACUGAAUUUGGGAAGACAAUUUGUGGGAGGGGAUGGUAUAUUAAAUCAUUGUGCAUGGAGAUAGCAUGUCACUGCCACGCAGGCCUCCAUGUGACGCCCUUCUUGCUCUGCCACUGCAAUUGUCAUGGAUUUUAGGAGCAAUGUUCUAAAAUAGCUAUAUUCAGUUAAAAUCCUCAUAACAGGUCACCUCCCCAGUUACAAGUAUACAAAAUUGAUAGGUAAGGCUGUGUCUGGAGCUUACUUUGACUGUGUGGAGGCCCUUGUGAGUAUCCAUCCAGAGUCAUAUUUGCACUCGCCUAGUGCAGCGGAACUAUUGCUGUAGGUACAGUUUGUCCCCAGGCCAGGCAGGAUUCUCAUUCUAAAGCAUGCACAUAGUGAUAUAAUCUGUGAAAUCAAGCAAGAAACUAGAAGGACUCUCUCUCCGUCUCUUGUGGCCAUUGCUCCCCUCCAUCUCUCCUCCUCCCCUACCGCACGACAAUAACAGCUCACAAUUUCCAUAUGCCUCUCCGAAAGCCUUCACGCUCCUAAAAUGCUAAUCUACUUUCUGAGACCACAUCAUUUAGAUCAAAUGAUAAACAAGGAACAUUUGAUUUGAAUCCAAUAACACCGAGUUAACUUUAGAAGAAACAGAACUUACCAAGUUCCGAAUUUAGUUCCAGUUAUCUUCUUUCUGACGAGGUUCUACUCUCAUCUAAUGGUUAGUACAUUGAGUGUAAAUCAUUCCUAGUUUAUAGGCCUGUUCUUUGGUUUCUUUUGGAAAUUAAGUUAGCAUGUGAAGGUGCAAAUCAUUACUUAUUUUAUGAGCUUGUACUUCAGCUUGUUUUCAUAUUCAUCUUUUGUAGAAAUGCACACGUAGUUUGAUUGGUUAUUAGCUUAUGUUCCAGAGUUGUUAUUUAUAUACCCUUUCAUAGUUCAACUGAUUUGCAUCCAAAGCAGCAAACUAGAUCUAUUCUAGCAAGUAAAUAUUGUUUUUUGAGUUUGGCAAGACUAUUUGGCUGAUCUCAUUUCAGUAACUUUCAGGUGUAGGAAGUGUUAAGGGGAUACAUAAUCAGUUUUGAGCUGUGAGGCCCUGCAUUUGUGCUGCCUGCUGUUUGAUUCACAGCUCACUCUUUUCCUCCUACUCAUUCAAGCAAAGUACUGGAAUUUGUAAGCUCAGUUUAUUCAGGUCAUGGGAAUUGUUUGUCCUUAGCAGAGUUGAAGAUAAAGAGAGGAAGGCUAAACUCCGCUGACUCAGUUCAUGUGUGCAAUGAGCCAACUGCAAUAUAGGUUUUCAGUAGAUUAACACCAAUUGGGUCAAAGAAAAUAGAGAGGUUUAGGGGGAGGUAUGAGAUACUACUCGCGUCAAGUCCAGCGUUUGGCUGGAGACACAGAAGGAGGAGCGCUGUUGUUUGUAGACGCCCUCAACUCCAAGUAACAAAGCGACCAGUUGUCAACACUUCCUUUUAUUUUUGUAUUUUCCCUGGAAUUGGAGAUGGAGAUAAAUUCUUCGGGUGAGGAAACGGUGAUAAAGGUACGAAAGCCGUACACAAUAACAAAGCAGCGGGAGCGGUGGACCGAGGCAGAGCACAAACGGUUCCUUGAAGCCCUCAAACUGUAUGGCAGAGCUUGGCAGCGCAUAGAAGAGCAUGUCGGGACAAAGACGGCCGUGCAAAUCAGAAGCCAUGCUCAGAAGUUCUUCACCAAGUUGGAAAAGGAAGCUAUCAAUAAUGGUACUUCUCCGGGACAAGCUCAUGAUAUAGACAUACCUCCACCACGGCCUAAAAGAAAACCUAACUGUCCAUAUCCUCGAAAAGGUUGUCUCAGUUCUGAAACACCCACCAGAGAAGUUCCAAAAUCAAGUGUAAGCUUGAGCAAUAGCAAUGUAGAAAUGGCGAGCAAUGGAACUCUUCAGCUCACCUGCAUUCAGAAACUUCAAAGGAAGGAGUUGUCUGAAAACGGCAGUUGCUCAGAAGUUAUUAAUAUCUUUCGAGAAGCACCAUCUGCCUCAUUUUCUUCCUCUAAUAAGAGCUCUUCAAAUCAUGGUGUCUCUGGGGGAAUUGAACCGACUAAAACAGAAAACAAAGAUAUUGCAACCAUGGAAAGGAAAUCUACUUCCAUUGAUGUGGGGAAGGAUGUAAAAGAUAUUAAUGACCAGGAAAUGGAGAGGAACAACAGAGUCCACAUCAGUUCUAAUUAUGACGGUUCUCAUGAAGAUUGUUUGGAUAACUCAAUGAAACACAUGCAAUUGAAGCCAAAUACUGUGGAGACAACAUACAUGGGUCAACAUGCUGCAAGUGCCCCACUCUACCAAAUGAAUAAGACUGGGGCAACUGGCGCUCCAGACCCUGGAACUGAAGGAAGUCAUCCUGAUCAAACAAGUGAUCGAGUGGGAGGAGCUAAUGGAAGCAUGGACUGCAUCCAUCCAACACUUCCGGUGGAUCCAAAAAUUGGCAGCAGCUCCACAGCACAGUCCUUUCCCCACAACUAUGCAGGCUUUGCACCAACGAUGCAAUGCCAUUGCAACCAAGAUGCCUACAGGUCUUCUCUUAAUAUGUCAUCCACCUUCUCCAACAUGCUCGUUUCCACGUUGUUAUCAAACCCCACAGUACAUGCAGCCGCAAGGCUUGCAGCAUCAUACUGGCCAGCAGCAGACAGCAACAUUCCUGUUGGUCCAAAUCAAGAAGUUUUUGCUGAGAAUGCUCAAGGAAGACAUAUUGGUUCUCCUCCAAGCAUGGCUUCUGUGGUAGCAGCUACAGUUGCUGCGGCUUCGGCAUGGUGGGCAACACAAGGUCUUCUCCCUCUUUUUGCUCCCCCCAUGGCUUUUCCAUUUGUCCCAGUUCCUACUGCUUCCUUUCCCACAACGGAUGUUCAGCGAGCUACAGAGAACUGCCCAGUGGACAACGCACCGAAGGAAUGCCAAGUAGCUCAGGAGCAAGGUCAACCUGAAGCUAUGAUAGUUGUAGCGUCUUCUGGAUCCGACAAGAGUGGAAAAGGAGAGGUGUCUCCCCACACCGAGUUAAAUAUAUCUCCAGCUGAUAAAGUUGAGACAACACCUCCCACAGGAGCUGAAACAAGUGAUGCUUUCGGCAACAAGAAGAAGCAGGAUCGCUCUUCAUGUGGUUCCAACACGCCAUCAAGUAGUGAUGUAGAGGCAGAACAUGUUCCUGAGAACCAAGAUCAAGCCAACGACAAGACACAGCAAGCAUGUUGCAGUAAUUCUUCAGCUGGUGACAUGAACCACCGCAGGUUUAGGAACAUUUCAAGCACAAAUGAUUCAUGGAAGGAAGUUUCUGAAGAGGGUCGUAUGGCUUUCGAUAAACUGUUCAGUAGAGGAAAGCUUCCCCAAAGCUUUUCUCCUCCACAAGCAGAAGGAUUGAAGGUGUUACCCAGGGGGGAACAAGACGAAGCUACUACGGUGACGGUCGACCUCAACAAGAGUGCUGCAGUUAUGGACCAUGAACUUGAUACAUUGGUUGGGCCAAGAGCUACCUUUCCCAUUGAAUUGUCACACCUGAAUAUGAAAUCCCGCCGGACAGGCUUCAAACCUUACAAGAGGUGCUCGGUGGAAGCAAAGGAGAAUAGGGUGCCGGCUGCUGACGAGGUUGGUACCAAGAGGAUUCGCCUUGACAGCGAACCCUCCACGUGAUUUACUUGCCACGACAUGAUUACCAGCCUUCCCGAGUAGUGUAUUUUCAAGAAAUUGCAGUAUUUACAUCUAAGCUACUACUAUAGGACUUCUCAGUCCUUGCAAUGCAGUGUUUCACAGAACUCAAUUUGUUAUGUGUUGUAUGUUAAUGCUUGCCGAGCAGCCCUUCUAGACUGUCAAUUAAGCAUUAAGCACCUAUGCAUGCUACUUUAUUGGUAAAAGGCAUUAUGCUUAUUUUUGUGUGGUGAA